Messenger RNA from Penicilliopsis zonata CBS 506.65, 2844 nucleotides. RefSeq lists its product as hypothetical. Gene Ontology annotation, biological process: actin cytoskeleton organization. Lineage: Eukaryota; Fungi; Ascomycota; Eurotiomycetes; Eurotiales; Aspergillaceae. Gene Ontology annotation, molecular function: actin binding; small GTPase binding. The transcript has 4 exons. Bases 72 to 2702 code for a protein of 876 amino acids. The record is from RefSeq and is a predicted model, not a curated record.
GCCGUUCAAAGUCGCCGCGAUUGUUGUCCUUGCUCAAGUUACACCCGUUGGCGAGGAAUCCGCAAUUAGAAAUGGCUCCCACCGGUCAGGCUCCGAACAUCUUCGACGACGCCACACGCUCGCCUGCAAAGACAUCGGUGUUUCGCUCCUUUAUCUCUUCGAGGGCCCACAAGCGAAACUCCAGCGCGGAUGAUGCCCUGCCUUCCCCCAUCCCUCUGCAACAGGAGAGACGUACCGAAACGAUGCCUUCCCAUGGCAGUCAGGGUCAGGUGCCGCUGGGUGAGAGAGAGCCCAACCGGGACGCCGCAGAGAGCAUUUCCUCCGGCCAGAAGUCGCCCUCUAAAAGCAUGAAGGGGUUGCACAAGAAGACAAAAAGUGCGGUCUCGCUGAAAUCUCUGAGGAGCUACAUGGAGCGUAAGGAGCCGAAGACGAGUGACGCCGUGGAAGACGACGAUUGGAGACCGAAGAAAGCAAAGUCCUCCAACAGCCUGUCCGCCAUCCUGAAGCGGUCGCAGCGCGACCGGAAAGCCGACUCGGCCAAAGACAUGCGAGACAAGGAGAAUCGAAGCCCGGUGGACCUGUGCGAGAACAUGCCUCCUACACCAAGUAUCCCCUCGCCGACUUGGGGCAAUUACCCAGAGCCUUCCUUGCAGGUGCCGCCCUCGCGUGGAUUGGUGCAAGACAAACGGCGGAGCGUCAACGAGGAAAUGGAGCUCUACACCCCCAAAGGCUACAAUCCCUCCGUCCAGCGAAACUUUUACGAUUAUAAUCAGCCUUCCCUGACCAAGCGCUUGGGCAGCAAGCCACGUCCUAAGUCAGACUGUCUGACCGGUAACCGAAAGGUCCAGGAGAUGGUAGGGCCAUUCCAACAACGAUCUCCAUCCGACAAGGGGCCUUAUACCGACACCACACCAAAUGUCCCUUCUCGCAUGGUCGACGGUGUUCGGAAACUCUCCGCUGCGGAGUCUUGUUCUGACAGUGACAAAAAGCAAGACCCUGCCGCGAUGCAUAAUGCGGUGAAAAAGCAGGAUGCAUGCAAGAAGCAAGAUGCAGGCAAAAAAAAAUCCUCGCGUGUGCAGGCUGCCAUCUCUGCAUUCAACGCCAAAGACCAAGAACCGACUGGGCCCAAGGCUACAGGAGCCCCGGAUAUUGAAAGCGAGUUCGAGAAACUGCUGGAUGCCCGCAAUAUCCCCCAGAACAUGAGAGACAAGAUGAGAUCCCUUGACACUCACAUCAAGGCAGAUUUCAUCCAGAAAGACCGUGCAGAGAAUGGCACUCCCCAGAGCGCCGGGCCCGGCUCAAAUGAUAGUACGGGUCGUCGCGGGCGCCGGAAAGACCAAAAGGAAGAGCAGGAGAGUAAAGGUUCUCAAUCGCGAUCGAGAAGUCGAGGAUUUACCUUCUCCUCCAAGGGAAGCUCAUCUCCGUCAAAGAAGCAGCGCCCGGAAAACGGCACCUUUUAUCGCCGACCAAAGUCGGUCGAUCUUUCACAGCCCUCGGGUGGUUUCAAGAUUGCUACGCCUACGGCCUCGGUCACGUCUUUGGCUCUCACAGCCUGCCACGACACGGCCGCCGACCCGUCCGAUUUUGUGCACUAUCUCAGAGAAAUCCAAAAGCCGGAGAUGGUAGAAGUAGGAAAGAUCCAUAAACUGCGUUUGCUCCUGCGCAAUGAGACUGUCAGUUGGGUCGAUACUUUCAUCGCGGAUGGUGGUAUGGACGAAAUCGUCCAACUUCUCUAUCGAAUCAUGAAAGUAGAGUGGAGAGAGGAACACGAAGACAACCUACUCCACGAAACAUUGCUUUGCCUCAAGGGACUAUGCACUACAUCCGUCGCAUUGAAGCGGCUAACAACUAUCGAGUCCGAAUUGUUCCCGGCGUUACUGAAGAUGCUAUUCGACGAAGAAAAGAAAGGUCCAAGCGAGUUCACCACCAGAACCAUCAUCAUGAACCUCCUUUUCACGCAGCUCUCGAUGGCGCCAACAAGUGCCAUUGCAGCUGAGCGCGCCAUCCGGAUUCUUUCAUAUCUGCGAGACCCCGCGCCAUCCGAAGAGAACCAGCCCCCGGCGUUCAUUGCGAAUAUCUACCAGUGUCGCCCUUAUCGUGUAUGGUGUAAGGAAGUCACCAACGUGACCAAGGAAGUAUUUUGGAUCUUCCUCCACCAUCUCAACGUGAUCCCGAUCGUCAAAGAUGAGGGCCGGUCUGCGGAAAGAACGAGCUACCAGCAGCGUCACUUCCCUGCAAUCCGACCCCCGGUUCCUGCUGCACCAUAUGUAGGAGGAGUCGAAUGGGAUGCAACCAACUAUCUGGCAUCUCAUCUGGACCUCAUGAACGGUCUCCUUGCCUCCCUACCUGGAAUGAAUGAGCGCAACCAACUCCGCACCGAGCUUCGGGCAUCCGGGUUUGAGAAGGUCAUGGGGGGCAGCUUGAGAACUUGCAAGGAAAAGUUUUACUCUGCCAUUCAUGACUGUCUUCGAACAUGGAUUGCUGCUGCUAUCGAGGAUGGAUGGCCUUAUACCAUGGUUCGCGAAGGACCACCUCGCCCGGGCGAGCCUGGAUCACCCACCAAAUCUCCUCUCAAAGCGGUUGGUGUCAGCCCUAAGAAAGGGCUUAUCGAUGAAAGACCUCCGAAGCUGGAACUGGCGCUGGACCUGCCCGUCAACAACCAGAGUUCUCACACGGAGGAGAAUUUCGGCAAUUGGCUAUGACGGAGCAGUUCUACAUUCUAACGAAUUUCCUUUUCGAUUCUUCUUCACCCCCCCCUUUUCUUACCCCAUCAAACAUAUUUAUUUUCCGCUUCCUUAUUGAUUAUUGAAGUUGACUCAUGAGUGGCGUUUCGGAAUCAGUGUU